Molecule: messenger RNA, 1056 nt
Organism: Acanthopagrus latus (yellowfin seabream)
Lineage: Eukaryota; Metazoa; Chordata; Actinopteri; Spariformes; Sparidae
Gene: fkbp2
Product: FKBP prolyl isomerase 2
Exons: 2
Coding region: 158-574 (138 amino acids)
Biological process (GO): protein peptidyl-prolyl isomerization
Molecular function (GO): peptidyl-prolyl cis-trans isomerase activity
Source: RefSeq, a predicted model, not a curated record
GCACUUCCGGGGUCUUCUCCAUACGUACAUCCGUUUUGGCGAACAGAUUUCCCGUCUCGUUUCCCUGAUUCAUCCCCCAAAUUGGCUGCCUGGCCUCAGCGCUCGCUCGUCUCUACCUGACCCUCCAGCAGCUGUAAAGUCCGGCCCGGCUGCAGUCAUGCGGGUGCUCCUGCUGUUCGCCGUCACCGUGCUGUCUCUGAGCCCGGCGGCAGUAAGCGGAGCUGAGAAGAAGAAGCUGCAGAUCGGCAUCAAGAAGCGGGUGGACAACUGCCCCAUCAAGUCCCGCAAGGGAGACGUGUUGAACAUGCACUACACGGGCAAGCUGGAGGACGGCACCGAGUUCGACAGCAGCAUCCCCCGCGACAGACCCUUCACCUUCACCCUGGGCACCGGCCAGGUGAUCAAAGGCUGGGACCAGGGCCUGCUGGGCAUGUGCGAGGGCGAGAAGAGGAAGCUGGUCAUCCCCGCCGAGCUGGGCUACGGAGACCGGGGAGCUCCUCCGAAGAUCCCCGGCGGAGCGACGCUCAUCUUCGAAGUGGAGCUGCUGAGCAUCGAGAGGAGAUCCGACCUUUGAUGAAGAGGAGACGGCGAAGAAGGCAACUUUCAGAACGUUCCAGGAGCUGCUGCAGCAUUAAGUGCAGGAAUCUGACCUCUGAUGAAGACUAAAUGUUAAUUCUGGGAGUAGAGAUGGCAACCCCACUGUCCUCCUCUGGCUGGCUGUUGUGCUCUGGUUUAGUGAACUAAUGAUAUUACACAAUACAAGAGCUGACUGUAUGUCUUUGUUAAACAUUAGCAGAAUUGAAAGCGAGCAGCUGAGACCAGUAUUUGGCUGCGGGCUGACGGUGUAACGUCACGUCUGUGCCGUUUCAUGUCACUGUUGUUUUUCAUUUUUCUGUUAUUUCUAAGCAGGGUUAUUAAUAUCGCUACAUUCUUUUCACACACACACAAAACACAUUGUAUGUUUGUUAAGUCGGUUGCGGGUGGGUGAUGGAUCAGGUUGAAUGAUUUUGUUACUUUGAAUAUCUGAAUUAUAAUAAAAUGUUGACCUUUCUGGAA